GUUGACUUUAACGCUAUCAUGAAUUUAAAUUAUCACACAGCUUGUUGUUUUAUCCUCACAAUUUACCUGACUUCAAUCGUCUCUUGCCAAUAUUUGUACAACUUGGCAGGCCGUCAUCGUCGUCGUAAUCAAGGCUCAAGAAGGAGAGCUACAAUCAGUGAGGGUCGAGUUAGGUUGGUCGGUGGAUCAAGUCAACAUGAAGGUAAUGUUGAAAUUUAUCAUCUUGGUCGGUGGGGAUCAAUUUGUGACGAUGAAUGGGAUGAGAAAGAGGCUUCAGUAAUUUGUACGAGUCUCGGUUACUCUAAACAUGCCGCCAUUCCAACCAGCAACUCACAAUUUGGCAAAGGACGAAGUAAGUAUAAUUAGCCAUUUUAAGAUUAGAGUUUUAAUGAAACUAAAACCGUCACUUAUCUUAAUAUAGAGUUAAUAUGGAUGGACAAUUUAUACUGUAAUGGAAACGAAACUAGAAUAGAUCAAUGUCAGUUUGAUGGCUGGAAAAUCCAUGAUUGUGUGACCAUUGAAGCCGCUGGUGUGAUCUGCAAGACAAAGGAACAUGUUAAACAUCAAUAUUCCCAAUUAUCCCGUCCAAACCAACUUGAAACCGUAGAUUCUCGUCAUUCUGAGUUAGUUAAACAUAAAUUUCAGGCUCAUCAAAUAAGUGACAUACGUCUUAAAGGAGGAAGAACGGAUCAAGAAGGGCGAGUUGAAGUGUUAUUAGUAAAUGAUAGACUUACUUGGUACACUGUUUGUGGUAAUGGUUGGUCUUUAUUGGAAGCAAUGGUUGUUUGUCGCUCUUUGGGUCUUGGUUAUGGCCAGUUUGCUUCAAUUGGAGAGUUUACCAGUAAUCAAAGUUUACCAAUUUUCCCAUCCGUUAAUUGUAAAGGUUAUGAAAAAAGUCUUGAUCAAUGUAAAGUCCGAGACAAAUAUGUUCCCGCAACAUGUGACCAAUCAAAUAAAAACAUUGCUGGUGUCAUGUGUACAAAGGAAUUACCUGAUCUGGCUCCAGAUGAGAAAGAGUUUGGUUCAUCAGUGUAUCUAGAAGAUCGUCCUUUGGCCUUAUUACAAUGUGCAUUAGAGGAAAACUGUUUGUCAAGUGAUGCUUACGCUAUUGAUCGUAGAGGCUCUGAAUGGCUUUUCCAAACUCGAAGGUUACUAAGGUUUACUGCAAGAAUUGGUAACAUUGGAACUGCUGAUUUUAUCCCGUUUUUACCCAAACAAGAAUGGGAAUGGCACUCAUGCCAUCGACAUUACCACAGUAUGGAAGUGUUUGCCCAUUUUGAUUUACUGGACCUGAAUGGCAAACGAAUUGCAGAAGGACAUAAAGCAAGUUUCUGUCUUGAAGACAACAAUUGUUCACCAGGAUCAACAAUUAAAUAUUCCUGUAAAAAUAUGGGAACCCAGGGAAUCUCAGUUGGCUGUGUAGACACCUAUUUAUCUAACAUUGAUUGUCAGUGGAUUGAUAUAACUCAUCUCAAUCCUGGCUUAUACCAACUUAAGCUUUCAAUCAAUCCGGAAUUCAAAGUCUCUGAACUAUCUUUUGACAACAACGCAGCAUUGUGUUAUCUGUAUUACGACUCAUCAUCAACUAAAGUCUGGAACUGUACAUUAACAAGACCCUGAUAAAGUUAAGAAAGAGUGAAAUUUAUCCUCAUUUUAAUUACUUGAGACAUUUUUUGUCUUUAAUUGUUCCAAUGUUAUCAAUUCUGGCAGUUAACCUAGAUAUUAAGCGACCAUCUUAAUAAUAAAUUAACGUAUUAUAUAAAUUAAACUUGAAACAAUAAAGUCUUGCGACAAAUUGUGACGCUUUAAA
This is a messenger RNA of Tetranychus urticae (two-spotted spider mite), 1810 nucleotides long. Its product is annotated as lysyl oxidase homolog 2B. Gene Ontology annotation, cellular component: membrane. Gene Ontology annotation, molecular function: copper ion binding; protein-lysine 6-oxidase activity. NCBI's taxonomy places the organism in Eukaryota, Metazoa, Arthropoda, Arachnida, Trombidiformes, Tetranychidae. Gene Ontology annotation, biological process: peptidyl-lysine oxidation. The record is from RefSeq and is a predicted model, not a curated record.